This is a messenger RNA of Syngnathus typhle (broad-nosed pipefish), 2579 nucleotides long. RefSeq names its product sushi domain containing 2 (gene susd2). The coding region runs from base 45 to 2483 and encodes 812 amino acids. The transcript is spliced from 16 exons. NCBI's taxonomy places the organism in Eukaryota, Metazoa, Chordata, Actinopteri, Syngnathiformes, Syngnathidae. The record is from RefSeq and is a predicted model, not a curated record.
CGGGCCGGCCGAGUUUCGUCGGCCGCUCGCACAAAAGCCCAAAGAUGCAAAAGUCUGCCAUCUUGGUUCUUCUCCUCUGGUGGAUCAGCGGGACACUCGGCGAGUCAUGCGAGGGCAAAUGCCGCCAAUCGUCGGGGUCUUGUUCGUGCCGGCCCACGUGCGCGUCUCUGGACAACUGCUGUCCUGAUUACCGUCAAUUCUGCGUGGAAUUCUCCCCGCAGUCGGGAUCCAUUUUGGGCGGCACCGACUUUGUCCUACUCCACGCCACUUUCAACCAAAGUUCUCAAAUCCUCUGCAAGUUCGUGGACAACAUCAGGACCAAGGGUUACGUGGACUCGAACCAGCGCGCCCACUGCGUCUCGCCCCUCCUCUACCAAACCGGCUGGAUCCCCGUGGAGGUCUCCUCCAAUUACGGCAUCACCUUCAACAGAGCGGGCUCCUGGCUGGCGGUGCAUACCGGCAAGCUGGACUCCAAGUUCAAGGCGGUUUUGGUGAACUCCACCAAGUGGCAGUACUACGGCACACCCGGGGUGGGCGGCGCCUUGCAGGUGACCUGGAACACGUCGCUGGUCCAAGCAAAGAGGGUCAACAUUGAGCUGUGGGGCUACAGGGAGAUUGGAAAGCCCUACUCGGAGCAGUGGCGUGCCGAGUGGAGGUACCUCUACUCCCUGGCCACGGAUAGCGGCAACACGGGCAGCUACACUUUUGUGCCUCAACCUUCAGCCAAGUUCUCAAGUUGGGAACUCGGAGCGCUCCGGAUCAGUUCGAGCGCAAACCCGAAUGGUUUGGUGAAUGUGGAAGCGGCGUGGACGGAGGACCACGCCCUGGCCUGGCACCUGGACCAGAAGUUCCGUAACGACUCUGGGGCUUGGGCGCUGGACAAAUGUUUAGCGUGGGACAUGCUGGAAAACGACCUGCCCAACUUCCUGGACGAAAUUAUCGACUGCCCCUGCACCCUGGCGCAGGCCCGGGCUGACACGGGAAGAUUCCACACGGAUUACGGCUGCGAUAUGGAGAAAGGCAGCGUGUGCACGUACCACCCGGGCAGUAUUCACUGCGUGAGGGCCGUGCAAGCCAGUCCCACCUACAGGGCGGGUCAGCAGUGUUGCUACGACAGCAGCGGCGCUCAGGUCCUGACGGCCGACUCCAUCGGAGGGAGCACCCCGGACCGGGCCCACGACUGGGGCUCGCCCCCCUACCGCGACCCCCCUCGGGUGCCCGGCCAGUCCCACUGGGUGUACGACGUCCUCAGCUUCUACUACUGCUGCCUCUGGUCUGACAACUGCCACUACUACUUCAAACACAGACCCUCCAGCGACUGUCGGCGGUACCAGCCUCCCGCCUCAGCUGUUGUGUUUGGAGACCCACAUUUCAUAACGUUCGAUGGCGUCCGCUAUUCUUUCAACGGCAAAGGCGAGUACACUUUGCUGACGUCUCGCGGAAAGCAUCUGACAAUCCAAGGCAGAACCGAGCCGGUCAACGAAAAUGCGACCAAGCUGUCGUCCGUGGUGAUGAGAGAAGCCAGGUCGGACAUCAUCGAGGUGCGUCUGGUCCCCGGUGAUUCCAACCUACAAGUGCUGCAAAAUUUUAAGCGUCUUCUGUUCAAUGAGCAGAGCUGGAUGGACCUGGGUGGUGUGUUUGUGUUUUCGCCUUCCGGCGCCAACGUGACGGUGAUGUUCCCCAGCGGCGCUGGCGUGGAGGUGCGUCUCCGCGGCCCUGCCGUUACGGCAACGGUGCUGCUGCCGGAAGAAUUCCACAACUCCACACGGGGCUUGUUGGGCAACUUCAACGGCGUGGCCGGCGACGACCUGCUUCCCGCCCACGGCGGCUUGGCGGCCGGCGCCAAUAACGCUGAGGAGGUUUUCAACUUUGGGGCUAGCUGGGCUGUCUCCAACACAUCCGCCUUGUUUACGUACGAUUCCAAAUACCUUUUGGACACCUUUUACAAUUCUCCGAGACACGACCCCGACUUUAUUCCAGCGUUUUCAGUCCCAGACAAUCCCAACGACCCGCUCUACAAUAUUGCUUCGGACAUUUGCUCUGGAGACGACUCUCUUUUCUGCAGGUAUGAUAUUUUGGUGGGUCGGAGUUCGGAGCUGGGAAAGGCCACCAAAGCCUCGUUGGCUGGUCACAUUUCUCUUGUGGGAGACUUAAAGCCUGUCAUUUCCUGCGGUUGGCUGGCGCCUCCGACUAACGGCAAGAAGGAGGGCACCACCUACCUGCAAGGGGCCACGGUGCGCCUGCUGUGCCACGACGGCUUCACGCUGCAAGGACCGGCCCAGCGCACGUGCCAGGCGGACGGCACGUGGUCGGCGGGAGGCGACACCGUUUGCGUUCCCAACAGUCCCACUAGUAACAACACGGCCGUAAUCGCCGGUUCUGUGGUCGGCGUUCUACUGGGGGUCGCGCUAAUAACGACGGGGCUCGUCCUCUGGACCAAAAAACGGUCGAGAAGGUCAACGGGCAUGAAUGUCAAUCUUUAACCGAGAGCGGGCCCUCCCUCCCUUCCUCCUCCUUUCAACCUUUGUCAUAGAGCACGAGUAGUACAGCGGCUUAAUUGUAUUCUGCUGACAUUGCAC